CUCCAAGUGUGGUCGCCCGGUAUGUGCGCCUCAGCAAAGACAGCAGCGUAAGGAGCGGAGGGGAGGGUCUGGACACGGGAGGGAGGGAAGGAGGGAAGGAGGGAGGGGGCGAGAGAAAGGAGCCAGAACAAGUGCGCUAUCCCGGGAUCUUCAGCACUGCGUUUGUGUCAAGUGCCCUCCCUGGAGCGUGCACGUGUGUGUGAGUGAGUGUGUGUGCAUGUGAACAAACCUUCCGGAGCCAUGUCGGACCCCAGGGACAUCGAUGAGGACGCCAUCCUCAAGGGCCUCAGCCCAGAGGAGCUGGAUCAACUGGAGUAUGAGCUGCAGGAGAUGGACCCCGAGAAUGCCAUGCUGCCCGCUGGAUUCCGGCAGCGUGACCAGACCAAGAAGAGCCCGACGGGGCCGUAUGACCGGGACGCCCUGAUGCAGCACCUGGAGAAGAGCGCUAUGGAGCACCCCGACCGAGAGGACCUCGUGCCCUUCACCGGAGAGAAGAAAGGAAAGGCUUUUAUUCCCAAGACAAAAAAAGAGAUCCCUGCGCACGAGCAGAUCGUCCUGGAGCCCGAGCUGGAGGAGGCUCUGAAGAAUGCCACAGAUGCUGAAAUGUGUGAUAUUGCAGCCAUCCUGGGAAUGUACACACUGAUGAGUAACAAGCAGUACUAUGACGCUCUGGGCACCACGGGCACCAUCGCCAACACAGAGGGCAUCAACAGUGUGGUAAAAGGAGACCCAUUCAAGAUCUUCCCUGACGAGCCGCCCAACACCACCAACGUGGAGGAGACGCUGGAGAGGAUCCUCAGCAAUGACAGCAGCCUGACGGAGGUCAACCUCAACAACAUCAAGGACAUUCCCAUCCCCACACUAAAGGAGAUCUUUGAGGCAAUGAAGGAAAACUCACAUGUAGAGUCUUUGAGCAUCGCCGCGACCCGCAGCAACGACCCUGUGGCCUACGCAUGUGCUGAGAUGCUGCAGGAGAACACAAGCUUGCAGAGUCUUAAUAUUGAAUCAAACUUUAUCACUAGCGACGGUAUGAUGGCUGUUAUCAAAGCCAUGGCCAGCAACGCCACACUGGUGGAGCUCAAGAUCGACAACCAGAGGCAGCGACUGGGAGACUCGGUGGAGAUGGAGAUCGCCACCAUGUUGGAGAAUAACUCCAGUAUCCUGAAGUUUGGAUAUCACUUUAACCAGCAGGGUCCUCGUGCCAGAGCAGCCAUGGCCAUCACGCGCAACAACGACAUGAUUCGCCAGCAGAGACUAAGAUGAGACUGUUUGGAAUACGGCGUCACCAGUCUGCCUUUGUGGAGCCAAAUCGUACCAUCAGCCUACAUACCCUUAACGCCCUGUCUUCCUCCCUGUGCCCCCUCGGAAGGAUCUGGGGCUUUGAGUGCAUGGUCUACACCUCCAUCUUGUUCUGCCAUUUCAUUUCAUGUGCUGUAGACUGCCCUUCUCCAUAAAGACGUGUGUGGGUCAACCGUGA
Molecule: messenger RNA, 1477 nt
Organism: Periophthalmus magnuspinnatus
Lineage: Eukaryota; Metazoa; Chordata; Actinopteri; Gobiiformes; Gobiidae
Gene: tmod4
Product: tropomodulin 4 (muscle)
Exons: 10
Coding region: 241-1263 (340 amino acids)
Biological process (GO): myofibril assembly; muscle contraction; pointed-end actin filament capping
Cellular component (GO): striated muscle thin filament; myofibril
Molecular function (GO): tropomyosin binding
Source: RefSeq, a predicted model, not a curated record